This is a messenger RNA of Glycine soja, 1170 nucleotides long. Its product is annotated as membrane-anchored ubiquitin-fold protein 3-like. The coding region runs from base 403 to 777 and encodes 124 amino acids. The transcript is spliced from 5 exons. The record is from RefSeq and is a predicted model, not a curated record. Gene Ontology annotation, molecular function: protein binding. NCBI's taxonomy places the organism in Eukaryota, Viridiplantae, Streptophyta, Magnoliopsida, Fabales, Fabaceae.
UCAAUUAUUAAAAAACGGCGCCGUUUAUCCAGAUGUGAAUACGGGGAACUGUGUCGUUUUGGACGGGUAGAAAGUACAAUGGCGAAUACGCGUUCACCCAGAGAAGCAGCAGAAGGAAAAAGUGACUGCAGAGAGGUAUCGAAAAAAGUAACUCGGAAAUAGUUUCACUCUGAUCAAAAUCAAACUGAGGUAGUGUUCAAUUUCUCUCUCAUCGCUAUAAUAGAUCAUCGAAUUACAGAUCUUUGAAGAUUCCAUUUAGUGUCGAAUAACAACGGAAUCAAAUCAAAUCAAAUCAAAUCAAUCUCGAUUGGAAUUUUAGGAAUCGAGGAAGGAAUUAGGGUUAGGGUAAGGAUUGAGAAGGCAUAUAGGAGAAGAAGUAGUAGAAGAAGAAGUCAAUUCAAAAUGCCGGAAGAGGAUUUGGUGGACAUCAAAUUUAGGUUGUACGAUGGUUCUGAUAUCGGACCCUUCAGGUACUCCUCCGCUGCCACCGUCGAUAUGCUUAAGCAAAGGAUUGUCUCCGAUUGGCCCAAAGGUAAAACCGUCGUGCCAAAGUCAGCUAAUGAAGUGAAAUUGAUUAGUUCUGGUAAAAUCUUGGAAAACAAUAAGACUGUUGGUCAAUGUAAAGUACCAUUUGGUGAGACUCCAGGGGGUGUUAUAAUAAUGCUUGUUGUUGUACAGCCAUCUCUAGCAAAAACUAAAGCUGUGUAUAGGUUUGAUUGUCAAGCCAAAUAUCAAUGUAGCUUACCAUUACUGCAUUGCUUCAUAUGGGGAAGAUAAGAAGGUUGAUGAUUCGCCAAAGAAGGUUGUCUGUUCUUGUUCCAUAUUGUGAAGAGAGUUUGUGAGUUGGAUAUGCGUAUCCUCAUACAUCAAUCACUCAUGAACUGUAGAAAUCAUCUGCCUGAACAAACCCCUAUUUCAGCAUUCCUGUGUAAAGUACGUAUACGAGCAAUUAUAUACUUAUAGAAAAGUUUGUGUUAAUGGUGACUUCCGAAGAUGCUGUCAUUCUUUUAUUACAAGGUCUACAGAGUUGAUGACAUUGUAACCAUUGAUUGCUAGUGUCGUGCAUCAAGUUGUCGUUUUGCAUUUGCAUUUGCAAUGACGUGCGUGAUAUCUCUUGAGCAGUGUUCACUUUCUCAUUUCAGUUUAUCAUGGACAUGGAUAAUUCACCAA